CGUGCUCAGCCGGGUGGGCACAGGUGCCAAGGAGGGGCAGCCCGCGAAGCUGUCGCUGCUGGCGACGUGUGCGGGGCCAGGGCGCCCGCGGCACGCUUCUCAGCCAAGGGACUUUGUACUGAUUCCUUCUACAAGUGUCAGCGUCUGCGGGGUCCGGACGAGCGCAGCUCCACGCCGCCACCAGGCACCCGAAGCAGCCUGAGAUGGUCCCGUCUGUAAUCGUUAGGAACCACAGCUCAGGCACACCCAGGCUUUGAGGCUUCCAAGCGGGAGAGCGAGGUGUGAAGCCGAGCUGGGAUUUAUCAAAAGUGGGAAGAGAGGCCCUCAGGUUAAGAAUGAAGCGCACGGGAGAGCUUGGUGUGGAUUCUCACAAGACUCCCCUUCUAAUGACUUGGUGGUCCUUGUUCAAGAGGUUUCCACAGGACCUCACUCUCCAUUCCUGUUCUCUUCUAUGAUGUCUGAUGGACUUCUUGCAGAGUGACCAGCUGGCUCAUGACCUUGGCAUGGAGUAUUAAUGCAAAAAUGCCAUACGAAGGAAAUGAAGAAAUUGGGAAAAUACUACAUUGCUUCAUCCUAUGUGAAGUAUAUAGAGUCUGCAGGUGCAAGAGUUGUACCCAUAAGGCUUGAUCGUACACAUAUAGAAUAUGCAGAACUUUUCAAAUCUCUGAACGGAGUCCUUUUUCCUGGAGGAAGUGCUGACAUAAUGCAUUCAGAUUACUUCCACGUUGCCAAAAUGUUUUACAGCAAGGCCAUAGAGAGUUAUGAUGAUGGAGACUAUUUUCCUGUGUGGGGAACAUGCCUUGGAUUUGAGCAGCUUGUCUUCCUGGUUAGCGGACAGAACUUAUUAACGCCUACAGACACUUACUCAGUGCCAUUGCCUUUGAACUUUACUUCAGAUGCAUUACAGAGCAGAAUGUUCCGGAAUUUUCCUGCUGAGUUAUUGGUAUCACUAGCAUUAGAACCUCUGACUGCAAAUUUUCACAAAUGGAGCCUCUCUGUGAAGAACUUUACAGAAAAUUACAAGUUAAAGAAGUUUUUCAAUAUAUUAACAACAAAUACAGAUGGUGAGAUUGACUUCAUUUCAUCCAUUGAAGGAUAUAAGUAUCCAGUGUAUGGUGUCCAGUGGCAUCCUGAGAAAGCACCGUAUGAGUGGAAAGAAUUGAAAGGCAUUUCCCAUGCACCAAAUGCUGUGAAGACUGCAUUUUACUUAGCAGACUUCUUUGUUUCUGAAGGUAAUGUAUAUAUGGUAUAAUCUCUUCACUCCAUU
Onychomys torridus (southern grasshopper mouse) is the source of this 1267-nucleotide messenger RNA. It is a transcript of the gene Ggh, whose product is annotated as gamma-glutamyl hydrolase. Gene Ontology annotation, molecular function: gamma-glutamyl-peptidase activity. The record is from RefSeq and is a predicted model, not a curated record. Gene Ontology annotation, cellular component: vacuole. Gene Ontology annotation, biological process: tetrahydrofolylpolyglutamate metabolic process. NCBI's taxonomy places the organism in Eukaryota, Metazoa, Chordata, Mammalia, Rodentia, Cricetidae. Bases 515 to 1252 code for a protein of 245 amino acids. The transcript has 9 exons.